Messenger RNA from Dromiciops gliroides (monito del monte), 939 nucleotides. RefSeq names its product NOP10 ribonucleoprotein (gene NOP10). The coding region runs from base 109 to 303 and encodes 64 amino acids. Gene Ontology annotation, biological process: rRNA pseudouridine synthesis; positive regulation of telomerase RNA localization to Cajal body; ribosome biogenesis. The transcript is spliced from 2 exons. NCBI's taxonomy places the organism in Eukaryota, Metazoa, Chordata, Mammalia, Microbiotheria, Microbiotheriidae. Gene Ontology annotation, cellular component: box H/ACA telomerase RNP complex; box H/ACA snoRNP complex. Gene Ontology annotation, molecular function: telomerase RNA binding; box H/ACA snoRNA binding. The record is from RefSeq and is a predicted model, not a curated record.
GUGGGGCGUGGAGGUAGUUGGGGUAGGCUUGCGGGGCUUCCCAGCCAGUAGUUGGAGUCUCGGAGGCAAAGGCGGUGGUUGAGGUGGCGUAUCCGGAUUGCGGUCGCGAUGUUUUUGCAGUAUUAUCUCAACGAGCAAGGGGACCGGGUCUACACCCUAAAGAAAACAGACCCUGCAGGACAACAGACCUGCUCAGCUCACCCUGCAAGAUUCUCCCCAGAUGACAAGUACUCAAGACAUCGUAUAACUAUCAAGAAGAGAUUCAAGGUUCUCAUGACCCAACAAGCACGACUGGUCCUCUGAGUUACCAACAAAGCAAGCAAUGGCAACCACCAAGGACUCUGGCCCAAGAACCUUUUUCUACAUCUAGGAGACCUCAUUCAGGAAGAGCUCAAAUCUUUGAUUCUCUUAAUCCAUUCUCACAACUUUGAAAUUAUUCCCUUUGUACAUGAUAGCAAUCAACCUAAAAUGAAAAAGGACUAAAGUUGUCACAUCUUUUCAAUCAAUGCUAUAGGCUAUUAAAGCUGAAAUGAUGUAGAGAUCUAGUUUCUUUUUUAAUUGGGGGAAGGAAGGUCUUAUUUGAAUUGAUUAAAGGGAGCUAGGUGGGUCAGUGUGUGGCACUGCUGUGCCUAGUCCGGAAGACCUGAAUUCAAAUACAGUCUCAUUUACUAGCAGUGUGACCCUGUGCAAGUCAUUUCAUCUGUCUGCCUCAUUUUCCUCAGCUAUAAAAUAGGGAUACUCAGCACCUACUUUGAAGGAUUGUUUUGAGGAUCAGAUGAUAAUAUUAUCUGUCAAAAAGGUGCUUAACACAGUACCUGGAAUAUAGUAGGUAUUAUAGAAAUGCUUAUUCCCUUUCCUGAUCAGAAAGGUUGUCUUUGUUCUAAGGAAAAUGCUUUGUAAACCUUAAGACACAUUAAACACUUAAUGUGUGAGCUAUCA